AUGGCAAAUGGCGGUGGCGACUCAACGCCUCAUGAGCGUGCACGACUGAGCUACAUGAACGACAUCGAAGUGCUAGUGGGCAAAGAGCGCGCAAGCUCUGAAAUCGUUCUGGCAGAUGACUCGCCCCAAGUCGUCAAUCAGUACAUCAGCAGUGCUCACUCUGGUUCGUUGCGCAUCCUCGAGUACACAGAAGGACAGAUCGAGUGCGAUGAUUUGUUCGAAUUGUACAUACUGGCCAAGAAGCUGGGCGACUUGGAUGCGGCCAACAAGGCUAUCGACUACCUCAAGUUUCAGCUUGCCCUUGGCGAGCAUCCUGGUCGUUCAAUCGUGUUCCGAACCUGA
Molecule: messenger RNA, 342 nt
Organism: Recurvomyces mirabilis
Lineage: Eukaryota; Fungi; Ascomycota; Dothideomycetes; Mycosphaerellales; Teratosphaeriaceae
Exons: 3
Coding region: 1-342 (113 amino acids)
Source: RefSeq, a predicted model, not a curated record